AUGUCAUCCUUUCUGACAUUCCGUGUCAUCUUUGUGGUUCUAUGCUUGACCAUGACGACGAUGACUUCAUUGAGUAACGACAAUAUUGUGAACGCUCAAAAUGUUCGUUCCAACGUUACACAAUUGAUUCAAUAUUGGGGUUAUCCAGUUGAACAACAUUAUGCCACAACACCCGAUGGCUAUAUUUUAUCCCUUCAAAGAAUUCCUCGUGGUCGCUUCUCCAAUGCUGCAGCCACCACUCCAAGAAAAGUUGUCUUUUUACAACAUGGCUUUUUAGAUUGCAGUUCGACAUGGGUCAAUAAUUUACCCUAUCAAUCUUUGGGAUUUAUUUUAGCAGAUGCUGGUUAUGAUGUCUGGCUUGGAAAUGUUCGUGGAAAUGAAUAUUCCAAUCGUAACAUUUACUUUUCACAGGACUCGAAACAAUUUUGGCAAUUCACUUGGGAUGAGAUGGCUGCAUUGGAUUUACCAACCAUGGUCGAACAUGCUCUCAAAGUGAGUGGACAGUCAAAAUUGGCCUAUGUUGGACACUCGCAAGGAUGUACCAUGGCAUUGGAAUGUUUCACAAGUACGGCCUCUAAAAGCGUGAAAUAUGCCGCGUGUCCACAAGAUUUCACGGAUAAAAUUUCCAUUUUUAUCGCUUUGGCUCCAGUCUCGUAUUUGAAUCAUCCAGGAAGUGAAAUGGUGAAAAUUUUGGCUCGUCUUCACAUUGAUGAAGUAUUGGAAAGUCUUGGUAUGGAUGAAUUUUUACCAUCGACCAAACAAUUACAGAAAUGGGAACCUCAUAUUUGUUCCAAUAGUAUUCUUGAAAAGGAAAUUUGCAUGAAUACCUAUUGUUUGAUGAGUGGAUGUCAUGGAUUGAAAUCAAAAGCCAAUGAAACAAGACUCCCACUCUAUAUGGAUCGCUUACCUGCCGGUACUUCAACAUUAAAUGCAGGACAUUGGGCUCAAUUAGUGCGUUCAGGAAAAUUCCAAAUGUUUGAUUAUGGAACUGUGGAAAAUUAUGCACAUUAUCAUCAAUUCAGUGCACCUCAAAUUGAGUUGAGAAAUCUCCAUGUGGAUAUUGCUGUGUAUCAUGGUGGAUUGGAUGUGUUGGCCGAUGUGAGAGAUGUGCAACGAUUGUUGAGUGAAUUACCUGCACAUCAUGUGAAGAAUGUCAUGUAUUUGGAUGAUUAUGGGCAUAUUGAUUUUGUGUGGGGAAUUGAGAAUUAUAAAACCAUUUAUGCAGAUGUGUUGAAGAGAAUUGCAGAUUCAUUUCAAUAA
Messenger RNA from Naegleria lovaniensis, 1260 nucleotides. RefSeq lists its product as uncharacterized. The transcript is spliced from 3 exons. The record is from RefSeq and is a predicted model, not a curated record. NCBI's taxonomy places the organism in Eukaryota, Heterolobosea, Eutetramitea, Acrasida, Naegleriidae. Gene Ontology annotation, molecular function: hydrolase activity, acting on ester bonds. Bases 1 to 1260 code for a protein of 419 amino acids. Gene Ontology annotation, biological process: lipid metabolic process.